CCUCCUUUACCUUCCCGUCUUCUUCUCUCUUCUCUUCUUCCAUAACUCUCUAGUCCUAUCUUCUUCUAUAUAAGAGAUAGGUAAAGGUGGAAAUAAGGAGCCCUAAGGAGAACAUGUCAGGGAUCCAGUGCCAAAGCAAAGCCAGUACCAGCCCCCGCCUCAAGCUAUUCGGCUUCCAUGUGUCCGAGGACGAGGAGUCCGGCGACCGCCCCUUGCAGCGGGAGGCCGGCCUUGGGUCCGACUCCUCCUCCUCUACCACCACUACGGCCGCCCCGGCCUCCGGCAGUGCCGAAGGCCGGAAGUACGAGUGCCAGUACUGUUGCCGCGAGUUCGCCAACUCCCAGGCCCUGGGUGGUCACCAGAACGCCCACAAGAAGGAGCGCCAGCAGCUCAAGCUCGUCCAGCUGGCUGCCGGGAGCAGGCUCCCGUCACCUCCCGGGCACACCCGCGCCAAACCCAUGGUCUCCGCCUUCGCCCCGCCGCCCCACCUCCUCCCGGACUACGCCGCCCCGCUUGCCGGCAGAGCGGGCCCCACAGGUUGGGUCUACUUCUCCCACGCCACGCCGUCGUUCCACGUGUCGCACGGCUGCGUUUUCCCCCCCUCAGCACGGGUAGCGCACCCGUCAUACUCCUACUCCCCCGCCAGCAACGGCGGCGGCGGCGUCCCCCUCCUCUACGGCGAAGACCGGAACCGUCCACCCACCGCGGUCGCGAGGUUCACCGUUCCGGCUCCCAACGCGAUGGCGUCGGACUCGGCUGGCGCGGACGCCGCGGUCGGGUUGGACCUCCAGCUCAGCCUCGCCCCAGCCGGAUCGCGACUCGGUUUCUAGACUCGUCCUGACUCGGUUCCCUGUUAGGCUGACAAUCAGACUGUUGAUUUGGAGGAGAUAAUCAUUGUAUAUUUUUCAAAUUUAUAAUUUUCAUUUUAACUUUGCCUCCACGAAAUGAUGGUGCUUAGUUUCAUGGAUUUUUAUACUAAUAUCACUAUGACUUUUAUUUA
Molecule: messenger RNA, 1000 nt
Organism: Phoenix dactylifera (date palm)
Lineage: Eukaryota; Viridiplantae; Streptophyta; Magnoliopsida; Arecales; Arecaceae
Product: zinc finger protein GIS3-like
Biological process (GO): cytokinin-activated signaling pathway; trichome differentiation; gibberellic acid mediated signaling pathway
Cellular component (GO): nucleus
Molecular function (GO): transcription cis-regulatory region binding; DNA-binding transcription factor activity
Source: RefSeq, a predicted model, not a curated record